AUGAAUGAUCCGUCCGGCAAUAUAAUUUCAACUGAAACUCAAGACUUAUUGGAGGCACGCAUCGCUGAAUUAAGGAAAGUGCUUAAACUGAAACUAAUAUUAAAUGAAGUACGUGCAAUAAAAAAUAUUGGAAAAGAGCAAACUCCUGAGAUCAAACGCGCUCUUAAAUUGGUUUCGGUGGCUGAUUUUAUACGGCUGGGUGAUGGAACAGAGCAUUUACUAGGCUUGCAGGACUGCACCAGUUGUCCGUCGCUCAGUUAUACCGAUCGCAAAGCGUUGCGCUCUAAAUUGACAUCAAAUCUGAGUGCAAAGUUGACACAAAUUGUUGAAUUGGGCGACAGGAUUCGUUGCGAGCUACCAGAUGCAAUGUCAACAAAUAAUGGGGCGGACGCACAGCUGACAACAGGACAACAGGAAAUCAUUAAGCUUCAAAAGGAUCAACGCGAAUGCCUAGAGAAAUUAGUGGAAAAACGACGGGAAAAAUGUGAAUUAAUGUUGAUGGCAGCGGACUUGAAAAUGGGGCCACAUUUUGCUUACGAACUGAAGGUGCAACAAGCGCAGGCCGAACUGUGGCACACAAAAUCAGAUCUGAUGCGAAUGUAUUGUAUUCACAACAUUUUCUCACGCACUGAUCACAGCUUAAGGGCGCAUAAGGAAGUUGACAAAUAUGUCGAUGAGCUGCUUAGUGCCAAUCAGAAUCAUACAAAAGAAGUCGCCAAUAGACGUUAAAUGCAAUGAAAUAAUACAAAAACAACCGAUUAUACAAUUUUAAGAAAAAUAUACAUAUACAUAUAUACAU
Molecule: messenger RNA, 799 nt
Organism: Drosophila sulfurigaster albostrigata
Lineage: Eukaryota; Metazoa; Arthropoda; Insecta; Diptera; Drosophilidae
Gene: dgt2
Product: augmin complex subunit dgt2
Exons: 2
Coding region: 1-729 (242 amino acids)
Source: RefSeq, a predicted model, not a curated record